CUUACACUUGUUACAAAUUAAAAGAACCAGUUUUCCCAUCAGUGUAUCUAUAAGAUGAAAAACUAUACUUAAUAUAUAUGCAGUUAUGGGCGAACAUUAGGACUUUUGUUCUAAAAAAUGGCAAUUAUUUUACAUAAGUUUUCACAGUUUAUGUAAAUAUAACUGUUAUGAAACGUUGUGUUACACAAGGGGUUUCAUGAAGAAGUGAUUUUCUAGAUAGUAAGGAUUGAAACCUAAUGAUAUGAGGUUGGCCAGUUACUGAAAAGUAAUUCAGAUAUUCUGAGAAAACAUUUGUCAGAAAAGAAAGAGUUCUUUGGAUUAAUUUGGCUUAAAAUUAGCGAUUAACAAACAAUUUAAAUGAAUCAAUGCUAACAGCAAAGACAAGGAGCACAGUAUCGUCGUUGGUUACAGUGGUCCUCCUCAGUAGAGUUCAAGUAAUACAGACACCACGAAUAGUCAGAAAUCAGCAUACAACUGAACAGAAAAGUGAAGUAUUAUCAAUUCCAAUGAAUAUACAAAAAGCUAAAGAAGAGGCCCUAUGGGGUAUGUUUAUAGCUGAUGCCUUGGCUAUGCCGGUACACUGGUACUAUAACCCUGAUGAUAUUAAAGAUGGUUAUGGAGGAUGGCUGACAGGAUACAGGGAACCAGAAAAAAAGCACCCAUCCAGUAUACUUACCAUAUCAGCUGUUGGAGGAAGUGGCAGGAGUGGAUGGGAAAGUAAAACAAAACCAGUCAUUGGUCAUGUGAUCCUACACAAUAAACUUAAAUACUGGACUAGUAGGGACCAGUCUGUCCAUUAUCACCAAGGUAUGAAAGCAGGGGACAGUACUCUAAACAGUUUGACAGCGUUAGAGUGUUUGAAGACUAUGUCAAGAGUAGAUCCUAACACCAUUAUACCAUCACGUGAUUUGCGGGGCAUGGUUUUGGAGGACUAUGUAAAGUUUAUGACCACACCUGGUACACAUAAUGAUACCUAUGCAGAAUCUUUUCACAGAUCAUUCUUCAAAGACUGGGUUUUAGAGAAUCAGCCCCCUAAAACUGCUGAAGAUCUCUUAGAAUGGACUGAAAACAGGUUCAAGAGUAAAUCAGGACAAUCUGACUCCCAGCUGAUUGUAAUAGGUGCUUUAGUCCCGGCUGUACCAUGGGUUGUUCACUAUGCAGACAAACCAGAGGAUGAUUGUGUCAAGGCAACAAUAGAUAUCAUUAAGCUAACACACCCCGAAGAAUCUUUGAUACCAUAUAUUGAAAUCUAUGCACGUCUUCUUCAUAGAGUAUUAAAUGGAAAGGAUCUGACUGAGGAAGUCAAGAAUUUUAUUGGCCAUAAAAAACUGGGUGGAGCACCAAAGAGAAAGACAGUGGAAACGUUACUUGAAAAAGCCAAAGAAUAUCCACUUGGAUCAGAGAAACGUUUACAGAUAUACCAGAUGGCCACUGGUAGACUAGGAUCAGCCUGCUACAUAGAGGGUGCUUUGAGUAGUAUGAUGUUUCUAGCAUUAGAAUUUGCAGAUCAUCCAAAUGAAGGGCUGCUAGCCAAUGCCAAUUGUGGUGGUGAGAACUGUCACAGGGGAGCAGCUUUAGGAGCACUGCUAGGAGCCUCGGCAUCACGGAAAGGGAAACAGAUUUCUGAUCAAUAUAAAGAACAUCUAGGAUCAGCCAAACCACAACUUGUUCAGAUAUUAGAUGCUAUGCAAUCAAAAAUGUAACAAAGUUUUAGCUUGGACAGUCUGUUGCUGUAUAAUGCUAGUAAUUUAUUUUCUGUAUCUACUUUUUUGUAUGUAGGAUUUUAUAAGCUAUUGGUACAAUUAUUUAACUCAAUCUUUAAGCAUUGAUUAAUCUGAAUACUUUUUUUUUUAUAUAUAUUGUUUUUGUAGAUGAUUUAGUCCCAUUAUGCAUAUUCUAAAGUCCUAAUCAAUACCUCUCACAUUUUUUAUUUAUUUAUUAAUUUGGUUAUAAUUUUGUUUCUCUCAAAGUUUAAACAUUAAUACCUCAUUUCAUUAUAUUUGAUAUACAAAAAUGUAUGAAUCAUAGAUGUAAAUGUAAAAGUAUCAUUGUACAAGUUUAAGACUUUUAUAUAAAUAAAAUAUUUUGUCAAUCACAAAGUCAUCAUUAAAAAUAUGAUUAAAGUUUUUGUCAUUUCACCCUGAUGUUUAUAUAAAACUGCUAUGCGUUGUUCAUCCUUUCAUUUUUUCUUUGUAAACUCUGUGAGCUAACACAAAAGUCCUGUAUCUUUUUAAGGAAGAGCUUUUUAUAAUAGCUUUUCUUUGACCAAUACUCAUUUUUGAUGAUAAAGACAUCAUGAUAAUAUAUGCUUUAUUUCUUGUAAUUGCAAACAAACAAAUAGAUUGGUUUGAUAUGAACAUGAUAUAAACAUGAUUUUGAUAAACUUAUUUUCAUUACUUAAUAGUAAUAACAACAAGAAAAUAGAUGCAACAAAUAGGUCAAAACCUUUAGUAAAUGUAUUACGAAUAUAGCAAUAUCAUAUCAAAGUAUGAUUCUAACUAUAUGAUUUAUUAAAAAAAAAAAAGGAUAACUUAAAACUAUAGUUGUUUUGUUUUUGCUCUAUAGUGUUACUGAUAUAGGUUUGAAAUUAUGCUGAGAUAAGAUAUGAGAGUUUAAAAGAUACCAAGGGAUGAUCAAACUCAUUAGUGGAAAAGAACAUAAAAAAGAUAAUUAAAAUCUGAUCCACAUGAAUCCCAACAAGAAAAAGGGAUAACUCAGGCUCUUGGGAUUGGUACCAGAUUUUGUUCCACAUGAGACCCCUGGUGUGUCAGAAAGGAGACAAUACCUUUUUUAAUAUUGUCACAAACUUUACUUACUGCUGGUAACAGUGAUGAGCUUCCUUUAUUUGUCUCACCAUGGUACCUCAUUGAUCAUUUGUUUACAAGAUUAUGCAUGGUAGGAUUGUUUGCCAUAUUAUCUUGACAAUACAAUACUAUCAAUUUGAUUUCUUAACUCUUUUGGGAGUUCUCAAACUAACCACUUUUGUUUAUUAUAUAAAUCGUAACACAGUAAGUUAAUGACACUAUAGUGCUCAACUCAAUAUAGAUGGUUUGCCCCAGAAAAUGUUUACACUGAGCAGAAUUUUUGUCACCAUGUGUAUUUCACCAUAUGAUUUCUUUAUUUGAGUUUGACAACUUCUAUGAGAAUUAUGACACUUUAUCACUUUUUGUAAAGUAACAAAGUUGUUGUUAUUGUUUCGUAUGUUAUUUUCCAGCGGAUUAGUAUGAGACAAACUUUGUCACAUAAUAAACACACAAUUAUGUAUAUCAUUAGUUUUGCAAGUUUGCUUGUUAGUAUGGUAAUUAAUUGCUCUGAAGUAUGUCACAUGUAAUUUUACAAUACAGUGUAGAUAAAAAAGAAUGUUAUAGAGGUCAAAUUAUUGUGGUCAAGGUUUAUAAUGAACAUACUAUUAAAUAAAA
Messenger RNA from Mytilus trossulus (common blue mussel), 3419 nucleotides. RefSeq lists its product as uncharacterized. NCBI's taxonomy places the organism in Eukaryota, Metazoa, Mollusca, Bivalvia, Mytilida, Mytilidae. Bases 366 to 1703 code for a protein of 445 amino acids. The transcript is spliced from 8 exons. The record is from RefSeq and is a predicted model, not a curated record.